Molecule: messenger RNA, 1677 nt
Organism: Fusarium poae
Lineage: Eukaryota; Fungi; Ascomycota; Sordariomycetes; Hypocreales; Nectriaceae
Exons: 5
Coding region: 1-1677 (558 amino acids)
Source: RefSeq, a predicted model, not a curated record
AUGUCGCUAAAUGGCCAGUCGCCAGUAUUCGGCCCCGAUAUGCAGAUGGAUUCGGCCGAUGAGGAUGGCAGGUCAUGGCAUAUGCUUUCAACACCUCCACGUAGUCAUGAGUCUUACCCAGACGGCAUGAUAAACAGGGCAAAUGAUGACCGACGCGAAAAUAGUGUUACCCGAAGCGAGCAUCCUCUAAGCGAGACACAUGACGAAGAGCGAUCAGACCCCAUUGCUGCGGAAGUGCCUACACGUCAGGAAAUAUAUAACUGGGUUGAAGAGGAAGAGUUGGACGAAGGGGAGAAACUGGCUCGGCGUAUCGUCUAUAUCCUCACCGCUGGUCUUGUGUCAUGUCCGGCGGAUCAACACAAGAACCAGGACGCAUCACACCUCGCAACUUGCCGCCGCCAUCUACACCUCCGUGAGACGUGGGCUGGGUCCAGCGCCAGACGGAAGCUGGCGCCCGCCGUUCACGACAUCGACAGCUUCCUACAUAUCACGAAAGAUCCGCGCAGCCUGCGAAGGCCGUUGAACAUAUAUAUCACGGCCCAGCCAAGCCUCCUCCUCUCCAAAUCCAUUCACGUCCGCGUGCCCAUACGGGUGGGAGAGAAGAUCAAGCAGGUCCCGAUCUACCAGAUCCCGCACACCGUGCUUGCUCACCAAAGGCCACGAACGGUCUACAUGUUCUUCCCGCGGCUCUACGACGAGAAGCGCCGGAAGAAGGGCCCAGUACCCCUGCGAGAGGAGCAGAAUAGGCUGUUCUUCGACGGCUUCAUCAGGCCAAGCAUCGAGAAGAUUGGACCGCACUUUAUGCACCACUUGCCUGAAAGCUAUGACUCCGUCCGGGCAGCAUCGCACAUCGCCAGGGAGUCGUCGGGCUCGGCGGCUGUACGCGGGGCGGCCUUUGAGGUGCCAUAUAGCGAGGAGAACCUUCCCAGGUUGUGGAGCGUCAUGCAGGAGGCACUCGAUCGUGCGGAGCGCGACAUGGCGGCUGACGGGCUCCGACCCGGCGACGGCGGGGGAGUGCGGGAGACAGAAGAUGCCAGUAGCCAGGAAGAUGAGGAAGGGGAAGGUGAAAAUUAUGACCUUGACGAAGGCGACUGGCAAGCUCCAAACAGAAGGGGGAGCGAGGAGGAGCAGGCUGCAGGAGACGGUUGGAAGCCUCCCCGGACCCCGCGCGCCGCCACAACGGAGUAUCCUGUACACAUGCUGCGAGACUCCAUCUCCACCACUUCAGAGCCCAGGAGAACCAGUCCUAUCUUUAGGCGCGGCGUCUCGUAUGUACAAUCCUACACCGUAGAGGAGGGGAACUUCAACGUGGCCGCCAUCUGGGCCUUCUUACACCCCAACAUCUUCAACCUCGCGCACAGCGAAGAGGCCUGGGCGGCAGUGGCCCGAACGGGUAACAUCAAGGCUAGCCGCCAGGACACGGAACGGGCACUAUCGCAGUCAAUCCAGCGCAUGGCUAGCAACCUUGAGGACCCGUCACGGGGGUACGGCUGGCGGGUUGAGCUGCGCAUCACGACAGCACUCGCGGCUCAGUUGCGGCCGGCAGAGAUCCAGUAUAAGCAUAUCCCGGCAUUCCUGUGCAAUAGAAAUCACAUCUCUGCUCUCAGCCAAAUAGGCCAAUGUCCACGCGAACUACCUGGACCGCCUAGCGACUACCAAGCCCUAUUGGGUAUAUAA